Cinara cedri is the source of this 3484-nucleotide messenger RNA. Lineage: Eukaryota; Metazoa; Arthropoda; Insecta; Hemiptera; Aphididae. The record is from the annotation of a GenBank genome assembly.
AAUACUAAAUAGUAAAUUUUGAAUUACGAUUACCUAAUUAUUAUUAAUUUUUCAUUUUUAAAACAGUUGACAAUAAAAUGAAUGGUAAUAUCAUAGUUUUUCAUUAUUUUACCUUUUUCUUGUGAAUCUGUGUGUAUAAUAAUAAUGUAUAAGGUAGUACCUAUUCCAUAGUUAAACUUGUUACCUAUUUUUUUUAAUCUCUAUAGUCUAUAAGUACCUAUUAUAAGUGAAUUAGUCAGUUAUGAAUUUAUGAUGCCUACCAAGAAAACAAUAACCAUAGUAAAUUUGGUAAGUUAAUUUAUUAUUAUAAAUAUUAUUUCUAGGAAUGCCACUUAUGGACGACUAUCCCAGACCUGACUUUUAGAUUAAAGAUAAAUAGAAUAUAAAUACUAGAUAAAAUGAACGAACAAGAAUGCAACCUUUGAUAAAUAAUUUCACUUGUACGAAGUUAUUUUCUUUGAUUAUAAAAAGUCAGCAAGAAAUUGAAAGUCUCUUCUCUAAUGUAUUAUAUAAAUUAAACAUUAUGAACAUAACUAUAAUCUAUGAAAAUGAAUUUGUCAAUGGUUGAACUAAAAAAUUCAAGUUCAUAAUAAAUAAGAAUUUAGUUCAUAUUCGGUUCAUUAAUUGAAAAUUGAACUUUUUCAUGUCCAUUUCACAGAAUAUGAAUGCGUUCUUUCCUAUCACUGAAUAUUGAUUAUAAUGAACAAUCAAUAUUGACUCCUGCUAAGAUUUUUCUAAAUAAGUUUGAUAAAAAAAAAUAUAUAUUUAUAUAAUAUAACGCUUAACACAAUUAUAUUUUGUUUAGAUUAAUUUAAAAUAUAAUCAAUUUUAUACCCAGCAUUCAUAUUGACAUAUUAUUAAUGACUAAAUUUGUAUUCCUUAUAUAUUAAGGGUUGUCAAUUAAAUAAUAAAACAAUAAUUCUAUUCACAAUAAAAAAAAAAAACAUUUUACCUUCACACCAAAGUUUAUAUAAUAUAUUAACACUAUUAAACACAUACAAGGGAAGGUACUGACCCAAAGUCUAUCACAUUCAGUGUAUUACCGAUUAUAAUUAUUAAUUGUAUAAACUAUUUAACCUUAAUGAAUGAAUUUUUUAUUCAAAUUUAAAAAUAAUUCUUACUCAGGUAGGUAAAUAUUUGAUUUCAUUUUGUUUAGUUCAUAAAAACUUAAAUGUAUACUGUAUAGAUAUUAGAAAGUAUCAACCAUAUAAUGCAUUUGUUAUGAUAAAUUAUAGACGAAUUCUAAGAAUACACACUUUAAAUUGUUUUUAAUAAUAAUGUUUUUAUGAUAAAUAUAAUGUUUAGGGUAUCAUUCUGUAUUUGUUUCUUUUUGUAACUUAAUAGGUAUCUUAAAAAUAUUUUUUUAUUUUAAUGUUUGCCAUUAUAUUAGGUAUACCUAUGUAAAUAUUAUUUGGUGUAAAAGAAAGAAUGAUUUAUUUUUAUUCUAUUCAUUUCUGUUUUCCUAGAUACCUAAUGAUUUUUUUAAAAUCUAAAGUUCUAUAACUUCAGUAAUAAAAAAAAUGUAUUUACCUAUUGUAGAUUUUAUUUAUUUAAACAAUUUAUAAGUAGUAUCAAUUUUUCAUUUGUAUUAUAAUGUUUGCAUACACCUUAGUUACUAAUUUGUUUAUUUAUUUUUUAAUGUAGAAAAUGUGUGCUUUUGUUAUUUAUAUUAAUACAAAUCAUUAUUUUCAGGGUCUUUUAUUAUUUACAGUAUUUGUUUGGUCUUAUGUUGUUGCUACUGCCCAGUUGAUUCAAGAACGAACAUCAUCUUGUAUUAAAUAAAUUAAUUGUGUCCAAUAUAUUUAUUUAUUUUUAGAAAAUCAUUUGGAUUAAAAAAAAAAUAAAAUGAACCCAAAAUCUGGAGACGAAUCAAUUGAUCAAAAAUCAUUGUUUGAUUUGUCAUAUAAAACAAAGAUAAAAGAAAUUAACGAUAUGUUCAUUAAUAUUGAAAAAAAAUGUAUCGAAAUUAAAGAUUUCCAAGAAAUUUUGAAUAAAAUUAAUGAACUUCAAGAGUUUGUCAACGAUUCUAAAACAUUUUUACCAGCUUAUAAUAUGAAAAAAUGUUCAACUGAAAUUAAAGACAUAACAAAGUGUUAUGAGCAAAUGCAUGAAAAAUUACUGCCUAAAAAGAAAUUUUCUUUUGGUAAACGACCAGUUAAAUUGGUAGUUAAAGCUAAGGUUGAAGACCAAUUUGAACCAAUAAAUGAAUCUAAAGUUUAUAAGGAAGAUUGCGGAUUCAGAAACCGUUCCAAUGAAAAUCUAAAACUUACAGAAGAAGAAACUUUGUCAAAGGAUAUAGCUCUAGAUGCAUUGAGCAAUUGCAAUGUCUUUAUUUGUGGUACACCCAGUACUGUGCGUGUGUCAUCAUUGUCUACUUGUAAAAUAUUUGCUUGUGUAAGUACAUCAAUUUUUGUUGAAAAUUGUAAAGACACCAUAUUUGUAUGUGCAUCUCAACAAUUACGUAUUCAUGAUACUGUUGCUACUGAUUUUUAUAUUUAUGUUACUAGUAGUGCAAUAAUUGAAAACUGUAAACAAUUACGGUUUGCUCCUAUUACACUCAAUAGCCCACUAAUAGAAAAAUCAUUUGAACUUACUGGUUUUGAUCAAUCUAAUAAUAAUUGGAAAGUUAUAAAUGACUUUGAUUGGUUGUCAUCAUAUGAGUCGUCACCAAAUUGGUGUGAAAUACCAGAAGAAGAACGUAAUCAACCAUUCAAAGAAAAUAAUGUUUAGGAUGUUAUACUUUGUUUAUAUUUUAUUAUAGUAUAUUAAUUAUAAUUUUAGAAGAAUUUGCACUCGAAAACUAAUUUAAAUUAAUUUUGUUAUUUAUUUACCCUACAAAUACAAUUUAGUUUUAAAUAUUAAUUUUACAAUUAAUUAUACAAAUAACUAGAGUACUGUAAUAUUAGUAUUUAAGAUGUUUAAAAAAAAUUACCUACAGUAAUAUAUUUUUAUUUUAUUUUAAAUACCUUGUAUUUUAUUUUAUUUUAUUAUAAAUAAUAAAUAAUUUACAUUAGAAUUCCAAUAAUAUUACCUUUUAGAUUUCAGGUCUUAAUAAAUAAUUGAAGGUUGUGCAAUCUGUUAUAAUGAUAUAAGUACCAUUUAAAAUUGUGUUAUUUAUUGCUUGUACCAUUAAGAUACCAUUAACUAAUAAGCUAUUCAAUAAAUACUUCAAUAAUUGAGAAAUAAUAUACCAUGAAAAUACAUUUUGGCUAAUAAUAACUUGUAAUUUGGUAUAAAAUGGAUAACAUAGUUUAACAAAAAUAGAAUAAAUUAAAAUUUGAACAUAACAAUGAUAUUAAAGCAAAUCUUUUUUAUAUUACAGCAAUUUUUUUUGAAAAUAAAAUAAUCCCAUAACCAGUCUUUUGAUAUAUAUAUAAAAUAAAAAUUAUUUUUUCUUAAACUUUUUCAACCAUCACAGCAAUACCUUGACCUCCACCAAUACAAGCAGAUCCGAUUCCAUAAUUAAGAUUCUUGCGCCUAAAAC